Messenger RNA from Bactrocera dorsalis (oriental fruit fly), 5898 nucleotides. It is a transcript of the gene AP-2alpha, whose product is annotated as AP-2 complex subunit alpha. NCBI's taxonomy places the organism in Eukaryota, Metazoa, Arthropoda, Insecta, Diptera, Tephritidae. Gene Ontology annotation, biological process: intracellular protein transport; clathrin-dependent endocytosis. The record is from RefSeq and is a predicted model, not a curated record. The coding region runs from base 755 to 3544 and encodes 929 amino acids. Gene Ontology annotation, molecular function: clathrin-cargo adaptor activity. Gene Ontology annotation, cellular component: membrane coat; AP-2 adaptor complex. The transcript is spliced from 11 exons.
AAAAAUCAAUAAAAAUUUUCAUUUUCAGUAGUGCUGUAUUGUAUUGUAUGCAGAAAUUUUGUUAAAUAAGUUAGCUAAAUAUUUAAUGGCGUUUAAAGUGAAUUAAUUAAACAAUUGUACAUGAAUACAUAAGCUAAAAGAAAAGUGGUUUUGCUACGCCCAUUUUGACCGAAUACGCCAGAGUCGCAGAAAGAAAUUGAAAUUAUUGUUAAAGAAGCCGUCGUGUCGAAGUCGCGAUCGGUGUCUCGUCUUUCGAUGCUGCAAUCUUCUAUAAAUCUUAAUUCAAAACCAUUUUGUUAAAAUUGCCGUCGCCAAUUGGAAAAAAUAAAUCAAAAAUACCGAUUUAACGCACAGCGAAUCAUUGCUUUUGUUAAUCAGCCAAUCGCUAGCAACGGGUGCAACUAAAGUCAAACAAAAGCAACUCGGCGGGCUUCUUAUCUGCCUUUAUUGCGGCAGCCUCUGCAUUUAUUAACGAGCUCAUCGAAACCAAUAUUCUCAGGCGGACUACGUAAGUUUCGCCUUUAGAGUAUUAUCGCAUAGAAUUCAACUGCAUAAAUAAACACCGGCGAUUUACAUAUUAGUUUUAUUUUGUAAAUAUUCAUUCGUAUUCACUAUAACAUUGAAACUCAAAUCUUAGCAGUGGGCUUUGCAGCAUCACCAAGAUUCACGGAAUAUUGUUGUUAAACACAAAAGUAAAGGUUUCUUAUCGCAGAGGUUUUGCAGUAAAUCGGCGAAAAUUAAUAAAUUAACCACAAUGGCACCUGUGCGGGGGGACGGUAUGAGAGGUUUAGCGGUUUUUAUAUCGGAUAUAAGAAAUUGUAAAAGUAAAGAGGCCGAAGUGAAGCGCAUCAAUAAGGAGCUCGCCAAUAUACGUAGCAAAUUCAAAGGUGACAAGACGCUCGACGGCUAUCAAAAGAAAAAAUAUGUUUGUAAGCUAUUGUUUAUUUUUCUAUUGGGACAUGACAUCGACUUUGGCCACAUGGAGGCGGUCAAUUUACUCUCUUCGAACAAAUACUCCGAAAAACAAAUUGGCUACCUAUUCAUUUCGGUCUUGGUGAAUACCAAUAGCGAUUUAAUACGCUUGAUCAUACAGUCGAUCAAAAAUGAUUUGCAAUCCCGUAACCCUGUUCAUGUGAACUUGGCACUGCAGUGUAUUGCUAAUAUUGGUAGUCGAGAUAUGGCUGAAUCGUUCUCGAAUGAGAUACCAAAGUUAUUGGUAUCGGGUGACACAAUGGAUGUUGUAAAACAAUCGGCGGCGCUCUGUCUUCUACGGUUAUUCCGUUCCAGUCCAGAUAUAAUACCAGGCGGCGAGUGGACUUCGCGCAUCAUUCAUUUGCUCAACGAUCAACAUAUGGGUGUGGUAACAGCGGCCACUUCGUUGAUAGAUGCUCUUGUUAAGCGCAAUCCAGAGGAGUAUAAAGGUUGCGUAAAUCUAGCUGUUUCGCGUCUCUCACGCAUUGUUACAGCCAGUUAUACGGAUUUACAAGAUUACACAUAUUAUUUUGUGCCAGCGCCAUGGUUGUCGGUGAAGUUAUUGCGCUUGCUACAAAACUAUAAUCCAGUUACUGAAGAGCCCGGUGUGCGAGCACGAUUGAAUGAAACACUGGAGACUAUUUUGAAUAAGGCGCAGGAGCCACCGAAGAGUAAAAAAGUUCAACAUUCGAAUGCCAAGAACGCAGUCUUGUUUGAGGCUAUUAACUUAAUUAUCCAUAGUGAUAGUGAGCCGAAUUUGUUGGUUCGCGCCUGCAAUCAAUUGGGACAAUUUUUGAGUAAUCGCGAGACGAAUUUGCGUUAUUUGGCAUUAGAGUCAAUGUGUCAUUUGGCCACGUCGGAGUUUUCCCAUGAAGAAGUAAAGAAACAUCAGGAGGUUGUCAUUUUAUCUAUGAAGAUGGAAAAGGACGUUUCAGUGCGCCAAAUGGCUGUGGAUUUGUUGUAUGCCAUGUGCGAUCGUGGCAAUGCUGAGGAAAUUGUACAAGAAAUGCUCAAUUACUUGGAGACAGCUGACUACUCCAUACGCGAAGAAAUGGUGCUUAAAGUGGCGAUAUUGGCUGAGAAAUACGCUACUGAUUACACUUGGUAUGUGGAUGUCAUUCUCAAUCUUAUACGUAUUGCUGGCGAUUACGUUUCCGAGGAAGUGUGGUAUCGUGUCAUACAGAUUGUAAUUAAUCGAGAAGAAGUUCAAGGCUAUGCUGCCAAAACUGUUUUCGAAGCUCUGCAGGCGCCAGCUUGUCAUGAAAAUAUGGUUAAAGUAGGCGGAUAUAUACUAGGCGAAUUUGGCAAUCUGAUCGCUGGUGAUUCACGCUCCGCUCCGCUCGUACAAUUCAAAUUAUUGCACUCGAAAUAUCACCUUUGCUCACCUAUGACACGCGCAUUGUUGCUAUCCACCUACAUUAAAUUUAUAAAUCUGUUCCCUGAGAUACGCACCAACAUUCAGGAAGUGUUCCGUCAACAUAGUAAUUUACGCUCCGCGGAUGCUGAAUUGCAACAGCGUGCAAGCGAGUACUUGCAAUUGAGUAUUGUGGCAUCGACCGAUGUUUUGGCGACUGUGCUAGAGGAGAUGCCAUCAUUCCCCGAAAGGGAAAGUUCGAUUUUGGCCGUUUUGAAGAAGAAGAAACCUGGCCGUGUGCCCGAAAAUGAGAUACGCGAGUCCAAGAGCCCAGCACCAAAUACGAUGGCGCAGAAUAACGUAAUCGUAAAUCACAAAGUAAAUAGCAAUGCCAAUGCAGACUUGUUAGGUUUGAGUACACCACCAGCUGGUUUAAAUAACACUGGAGGCAGUGGAACUUUAAUCGAUGUAUUAGGCGAUAUCUAUGGCAAUAACAAUGCGGCGACUUACAACACCAAGAAGUUCCUCUUCAAGAAUAAUGGUGUGCUUUUUGAAAACGAAAUGCUGCAAAUCGGUGUAAAGAGUGAAUUUCGACAAAACCUUGGGCGUUUAGGCUUAUUUUAUGGCAAUAAGACACAAAUACCUUUGACGAAUUUUAUGCCAGUUCUCCAAUGGAGCGCAGAGGAUGCGUUGAAGCUUAAUGUCCAAGUAAAACCCGUUGACCCCACACUGGAAGCUGGCGCACAAAUUCAGCAACUACUCACCGCUGAAUGCAUUGAGGACUACGCGGAUGCACCCACAAUCGAGGUGAAUUUCCGCUAUAAUAAUGUGCCACAGAAAUUCAGCAUAAAGUUGCCACUGACGUUAAAUAAAUUUUUUGAGCCCACGGAAAUGAAUGGCGAGUCAUUUUUCGCACGAUGGAAAAAUUUAGGCGGCGAACAACAAAGAGCACAAAAGGUCUUCAAGGCACAGCAGCCAUUGGAUCUGCCGGGUGCACGCAAUAAGCUUAUGGGAUUCGGUAUGCAACUAUUGGACAAUGUGGACCCUAAUCCCGAUAAUAUGGUAUGUGCGGGCAUUAUACACACGCAAACGCAACAGGUGGGGUGUCUGUUACGACUGGAACCGAAUAAACAAGCGCAGAUGUUUCGACUUACUAUACGCGCUAGCAAAGAAACCGUUACCCGCGAAAUAUGUGAUCUACUUUCAGAUCAAUUUUAAAAAAACUAAAUAUGAACAACCUUCUAUGCGUAGGCUAAAAAGUAAAUAUUCAAUAAAAGAAACAACCUAAACUGAUUAAGACACUACUUGAGCGCUUGCAUAGGCUCCGGUUAUUUUGUUAUUAAGCAAAAAACAGACAGAGAUACAAAAAUACAUAACGAAAAGUAUAAUAAAAAAUUACUAUCUCCUAUUUAGCACAAUUCACAAAUCUAAAGGCAACACCUCUUAUCAAUAUAUACAUAAAAAGAGUAUAUGAAAGAAAAUUUCAAAUGUGUGAACAAUUGUAUAGCUUUUGCAAAACAUUAGCAUAACAAAUUGUGAGCAGUUUUUGUUUACAAAUUUAGUUUUCCGUGUGUGCGUGCGUGAAAGUGAUACGAAAAUAUGCGGAUCGUUAAAAUCGCGUUAAAUAAUUAGAUCCACCAGUGAAUGAUUGACAUUUUUUUGUUUGUUUGCCAUUCAUUCUAACCACACUAUUUCAAACCACAAUUUCACAAAAUAAUAAUAAUCGCAAUGUUUGUUCGUUAAGAAUUAUAAUAGAAACAUAAAAUGUAAUAUUGAAAAUUCGUUGAAAUCGAUCAUAUAUAAAACGAUACAAGCAUAUUAUUUUAAGUUGAAACCUAAAAUUGUUUUACAAUUGCAACCUAUGCGAAUAAAUAUGUAAUUUAUUAUUUUUACAUAAACAUUUGUUUGCUUAAAAAUGUGUUUGAAGGGAAACAAUAAUAAUCAGUAGACAACCAAAUGUAUAAAAGAAACACGAAAAAUAGCAAUACUUUUAAAAUAAAAACAAAGAAUAAUUGAAAUACAACUUUAUCUCUAAUACAAAAGGGGCGUAAGCAAGUUGCUCGUCGCCACUAUAUGAUAAUUCUAGUACAUUUUGUGCACAGAAUAUUCAAUGAAAUUGAAAGUUAGUUCGGAAGCGUGUAUUUCUCUAUUUAUCGACAUGGCUUUCGUUAGAAAGGAGUAAAGAAUAUACUGUACAUACCUUUCAAAUAUAUGAGUUCAUAAUACUUAAUAUAAAUAGGGAGUUUUGUUGUAAUAUAUAAAUGUCGGGCAAAACUUUUGUUAUCGUUAUAUCAUUACAAACUUCAGUAACUACUAUAUUGUAGUAUAUGCAUGCAUUGAUGUAAAGGAAUUUAAAUGAAUUUAAAUAAUCUCAUACUAGAUAAAUAAUCUCACAAACGUGUUGAAAACCAUGGAUUUGCUGAACAAAAUUAAGUAGUAUUAAAAUAAAGUUGUUUGUGUUGUGCGAUUAAGCGAUUUUUGUAUAAUGCAUAUUGACUGAUAUAUUUUCUCUUUCGUCUACUAUUGACUUUGAUGUAGUUGAUGCCUAUGUCCUUUAACGUAAGUGUCUGAGAGCUUAUAUUUAUUAUACGCCAAAUUUGCAACAAAAUCAUAUAACUUGAUUGAAAUAUCGGUUAAACUUACUAAAAAGCAUUCCAAAAAAGAAUAAACUAAUUAAAAUUGCGAUACAUUAUUUUUGAACUAAACACAACUGUAAAGAAGUUUGAAAAAAUAUAAUUACUUAAUCGCAUAACCCGCUUUUUUGUAUAAACUUAUGAACUCAAAACACCUAGUGGCGAAAUAUACAAAGCAUGCAUAAGGUGCCGCUAACAGCUUAAUGAUAUUACAAUAUAUUUAUGUAUUAUUAUUUUCAUGCAUUUAAUGUAGUAUAAAUGUUCACAAUCCAAAUCAUUACAACCUAACAAAAGAAAUGUUAUCCUGCUUUUUGUACUCAUUACGUUUUCAUAGUGAUAAAUAGUUGUAAGUUUAUGAACAGUUGAAUUUUAUUGUGUUUUGUAUUAUUAUAUGUUUUUAUGCAUAAUUGGUAAAGUCGUCGAUUUGGAUUAUGAACAAUUUGAUAUUGUCGUUAAAUGCAAAUUACAUAAUAUAGCGUAUUCUCAAGUAGUGCUAUUUAUCGUACUGCUCUAAUGGUGUUAUAGUAUUAGUACAGUUAAAAACUUGUUUAGGUUACUUGUGAAAUUUUUAUAUAAAUAUUUUUUUACUACAGCAUUCUCGCCACUCACAGUUCGCCUUAAUGUAAUAUUUAUAUUUGCUGUUCGAUCAGCUGUUUCUGUUUUCAUUUUUUUUCUGAUGUGCGCAAAAGCGAACAUUGCAAAUACAAUGAUUUUUAUUAAUUAAAACACAUGUUCCGCUUCACAACUCAAUAGCAGAUUAUGAAAUUACGAAAAAUAGCACGACUUGUGAACUCCAUAAUAGUAUUAAAUGUAGUAUUUGUCAAAUGGUCAAUAUUGAAUAAAGCUAGUUAAGCCACGACAUUAAAAGCAUUAUGCUAACAUACAAACGAAUAAUAAAAUUAAAUAAAGUAUAUAAAAUCUUAUGUGAAAAAUCUGCAA